Pyricularia pennisetigena is the source of this 2031-nucleotide messenger RNA. RefSeq lists its product as uncharacterized. The coding region runs from base 1 to 2031 and encodes 676 amino acids. Gene Ontology annotation, biological process: regulation of telomere maintenance via telomerase; telomere capping. Gene Ontology annotation, molecular function: G-rich strand telomeric DNA binding; telomerase inhibitor activity. Gene Ontology annotation, cellular component: chromosome, telomeric region; nuclear telomere cap complex. The transcript is spliced from 5 exons. NCBI's taxonomy places the organism in Eukaryota, Fungi, Ascomycota, Sordariomycetes, Magnaporthales, Pyriculariaceae. The record is from RefSeq and is a predicted model, not a curated record.
AUGUCAAUGUCCAGGAAACCUCAAAAGUCGGCUGAGGCCCCACCGCCACCAAAGGGAUGCGAGACCAUUGAGGAUAUUCUGGAUGGUGAGGUUCCGGUAGGAAAACUGAUUGCAAUUUGCGGCGUUGUCAAAGACUGCCGGCCACCAAUACCCACUAGAGGUAAAGAUCACAAAAUGACCGUGACUGUGUUUGAUCGUUCGACCCAGGAUGAUCAAAGGUCUAUCGCCAUCAUCAUUUUCCGUCCGAUAGCCCAAAUGCCGGAAUUCAAUGCAGGUGAUGUUCUCUUGGCCUUCAGUGUAAAGGUUCAAGAUUUUGGAGGGAACAUCAGUAUCAUCUCGCAUAACACCAGUUGCUUGUACGUCUACUCGGGUAUCUUGCUCCCCAAGCCUUCGGACAGUCGGUCAGCAGCCGUGGCGCUCAAGUCAAACCCCAAGCCUCGCGGUCGUCCACCUUCUGAGAAGGAACAUGCGUAUGUAUCGUAUAUGUAUCACGAUCUCGACAAGGACUGCAUUCCGGAUCAAGACACCUUUCAAGCGGAAGCGAACCUAUCUAUGAAUAUCAAGGACAAGUUCAGCACCCUCGAUAAUAUCUCCGAAGGCAACUUCUAUGACUUGAUAGUGCAGCUGGUAAAGGAUCCUUACGACAUGGUCGGGACUCUUACAUGUUAUGUCACGGACUAUACCACAAAUAGUCGCUUCUUCGAUCAGACCACGGAUGGCAAAGGUCGUGGUGGUGCCGAGAGAGACGAUGACCCAUACGGUUAUACUGCAAAGUUCCAGACCAACAAAAUCGAGCCUCCUUCGGCAUGGCCCGGCCCCUAUGGCCAAAUGUCAAUGCAGCUUACCUGCUGGGAUCCACAUGCUUCAUAUAUCAAAGACAACAAGCUUGGUGCUGGCACCUGGGUCCGGUUACAAAACGUGCAUAUCAAGUACGGCAAAAAUAGAAGCAACUUGGAGGGCUUUCUACGCGGAGACCAGAAAUACCAAGAAAGGAUCAAAGUCGAGAUACUUGAUGUCAACGAGGUCAGAGACGACCGUCUCAGAGAAGCUCUACGUCGCAAGGAAGAAUACGAAAAACCAAACAAGCGCAAAAACCCGCACGAUCACAACACUCGAGUUCCUCAACAGGCUCAACCACGGCAAGGACCCGAUUCUGCUCGGGGAAAGGAACAGCGGCAGGAAGAUACACCCGCCGAAAACACUAAUCAGCGACGAAAGAGGCUGCGGGCGGAGAAGCACAGAGCUGCGGAACUCGCGCAGAAGCGCAAGGAUGAGGAGGGACUAGGGCUGAACAGCUUAGUCAGGUGCGAAAACUUGAGCCAGGAAGCAAGCUCGAUAUCGAGACUCGUGGAACCUGUGUACUAUGAGACGAGCAUCAAUGGCCAGGAGCUGCGGUUUCAAAUCCCCUUUACCAAUGUCAACUACCGUACAAACGUGCGCGUGGUAGACUUCCGCCCCGAGCGGCUCGAGGAUUUUGCCAUUUGCCGUCCCAAGUCCAGAUAUAGUGGUGAAAUCAGUGAUGAAAGCAGCCUGUCCGGCUUGGACGAUGACGAAGACGCGUCCAAUUGGGAAUGGUGCUUCUGGUUGCAGGUGGAGGAUGCCAUGGCCUUCAAGAACCGGGGUAAACGGCCUGAAGAACGCGUCUGGGUGAUGGUCGACAAUCUGGGGGCGCAGUGUUUGACUUUAGAUGACGCAGUAGAUCUUCGACAAAAUCCAGAUAACCUGGCGGCUCUGCGGGACAAAUUGUCUAUCCUCUGGGGGAACCUGGAAGAACUCAAGCGAGAGCGGUUGGAGAGUUGCCACGAUGCUGCAAGACGCAGAAAGCACCUCACGAUGCCGCCGCUCAGCUCCGAAGGAAAUGGUACCCCUGCCGCGGACUUGAUGAAGAAUUUGUGCAACGACCCCUUCUCCUGUUGCAUAAAGCAAUACGGCGUCAAAGAAAAGACCGACGAUCCGAAAGAAGCUGAUGCUGGCCCAGGCCGAAAAUGGGUUCGUGUUUUUGGUUUGUUUGGGACCAAGAUUUGUGCUUGA